Messenger RNA from Lentinula edodes (shiitake mushroom), 891 nucleotides. RefSeq lists its product as uncharacterized. NCBI's taxonomy places the organism in Eukaryota, Fungi, Basidiomycota, Agaricomycetes, Agaricales, Omphalotaceae. The transcript has 3 exons. The record is from RefSeq and is a predicted model, not a curated record. Bases 61 to 711 code for a protein of 216 amino acids.
GAUUUCACACGACGCACGACGCGCUUCUAGCUUCCAGGUCACUUUCAGGAAACCCUUACAAUGAAUUUUUCUUUAGUAUCGCCCUCAUCAGCUCUCCAAAUUCUCUGGGCCUGCUAUGUCGAGAAUCUCUGGAGCUAUAAGCCGAACUCUGUAGUGGCCAAAGCUGCAUACAGCUUCAAAGUUCUUGCUUUGGCACUCCUUUUACCCAUUCUGAUAUUGAUUCUACUAGAUAUCACCUCGUACACGAUCGCCAGGACACUGGGUGUUAUUGACAUUGUCAAAGCGUCCACGUCUGACAAGCAGACAAUGUAUCCUAGAAGGGAACCGCCUAGCAUACACAUUCGCGAAGCUUCUGUAGACCGAAUUAAUGAAGAUUCCGCCCAGAAAACCAAAGACAAUCUUCGUAGUCACUUUUUCACUCUUGACAGUGACAGCAGCCAAUCGAUAGCAGUCUUGGACUCAUUAUCAGCACCCUCCGACGUACGCUUGACCGAGUACUUCACGUCUGAGGACAACAACCUCGAGUUAUCUGGCGUUGGGGUCUUUUCUCCUGCUACCUCUCGUCCUCCAUCACCAACCAUAUCUCGACGCAAAUUGGAGCCGGAGAUUCAGAGUACACUGUCUCUCCACGAGUUCGAGAUUGAUGAUGGAAGCGUACAUUUUAGAAGGAGGAACAAACCCCUUGCCGCUCUUGAAUCUAUUCAACAAUAACAUGGUUCGAGUCACUCUCAAUUUAGAGUUCCAUGUGCUCUUCUUGCGACUUUUUUCCCCUUACAAACAAUCCGCAGUAUUAUCUGACAGACAAGAACAAACUGUUGUGAUUCGGUGUCAGGCUGUUUUCUAUCUUCUCUCAAUGUAAAUGUUGUAUAAUCAUACACGGAGGCCCGUCUU